Molecule: messenger RNA, 8557 nt
Organism: Pocillopora meandrina
Lineage: Eukaryota; Metazoa; Cnidaria; Anthozoa; Scleractinia; Pocilloporidae
Source: the annotation of a GenBank genome assembly
AGAGCAAAGUCCGUACUUGAACACAUUAAUAAGCGUUUCGAUGCCUUGUCCAUUAAUCUCAAAGUUACUUCACAUUGUGUCCUUGUGUUGUUGAUACUGAUAGUGCCACCCAUGCAAAGUGAAGAAAUGGCUGCUGAAGUCGAAAGGAUGCCUGAAGCUGACAAUAAGUCUUUCAAGGCUCGUCUGUGGGAAUUGCCUGUAGCUUUAGCUGCUGUCAACCAACUCUCAGAAAUUUACAGUGCGGUGAAGGAGCGCAAUUGUGUCACCAGAAUGGCUUUUAAUGCUGGUGAAAAAACGAUCGAUAUGGCGAAUACUGCUUCUAAGCCUAUAAUUCAGGCAGCCAGCACUUGUUCGCUGUCUAAACCCAUCGUUGGAACAGUUGAAUGUGCUGGUAAGUCAGUAAAGACUGGUUUUUCUUUCGUAGAAAUUUAUAGGGUUUGGGCUAAUAAAAUCCGUCGCUUUACACGAAUGUCAUAUUUUAAUAACGCUGUUGUGCAAUUUGUGAAUUGAUAAAUUGCGGUUUUCAUAAAUUUGGCGUUUGUCGUAGUUUGUGGUCAGAGUAAUUUGUACUACGUCCUAAGUAUAUGUGAACUUUGACCAGAGCACUGUUUAGUUUUAUAGUUGUAGUUUGCCUUUUAGUGAUAACUUGUAUUUCUCUCGUGGUUUUGUUCAUUGUUUCAAAAUAAUUUAAUUGUUUGAAAUGGUGUUUUAGGUAAGGCUUGUGGCGCGACGUUUUAUUAUGCAAAUCAUUACAUCAUUAAGAUACGUGUUGAACGUCACGAGCUUUUGGAAGCAACGAUGUGAAAAAAUAAAUUAUUUCUGUAAAUACUAUUGAUUUUUAAGAAGACAUUUCUAAAUAUGAAUCGACCAACGUUCACUCUAGUAGUAAGUGUCAAUUAUUUGCUUCAGCCAACACAACUUUGCCAAAUUCAUUUUCUCACAAAAAGAUAAUUGAAGUGAAUAGUGAACACAGCUGGGCAACUUCUCCACAACUCACUGAACCACCGUUGUUGUUUUAACCUGUUAUUAAAAUCGUGGUGACAAGGUAGAGGUGGCUCUACAAGAUGUUUAGUGGUAGUUCUUGGGAUAAAUUAACAAUAAUAAUAAUAAUAAAGUUUUUUGGCACCUUUAGAAAACUUGAUAAGCUUACAUUACUAUAUAGAAAAAAUAAAUUGGUCAAAAUCUACAAAUUUUUUUCUUACAACAGUAACAAAUAAAAUAAAUGAAAUAAUUAAGAAUUAGGUGACAUGAAAGCUAGGUAUAUUUCCAUGUAAAAUAAAUCAAAAAUAAAAUUUCUGAAACAGAAUGUUUUGAGGGGAGAUUUAAAAGAUGAAAGAGAUUUUUUAACAGAAUCUAGUAGAUUGUUCCAUAAUAUAGAUAGGGAGAAAGAGAAGGCUUGUUUUCUAUAUGUCACAGAGUUCACAGUAGGGACAGUAAAUGUAGUUUAGAGGAUGAGUGUAGGCUUUGUUGCAGGUGGUAUUGUUGUAGGAGGGACAACAAGUAGGCUGUAACUUGUUAUUUAUUUCUUUUAUUUCUUUUCUUUGUCACCCAGCUGCAACCAUUGAUCGUAUGGCAUCAGGAACACUGGCCAUAGUAGAAGAGAAGUGUCCCAUUAUAACCAAAACACCCACUGAGGUAUAGCUCUUCAAAUUUAGAAUACACAAGAACUGCUGUACACUUAAAACCCUUUAUUUGUGGUAUGAAGAAGAAGUUGACUGCAAAUUCCUUGACGGGGCAGCCAACUGUCUCAUAGUCAUCUGUACUGAAAGCAUGUAAUUGAUAUUGACCAUCAGACUUGCAUGUUUACAUUUAUCGGUGAACAUCAAGACAAUUUUUUCCUAAAAUCAAAUGAGUUUAGUUUUACUUAUGUCAUGGGAAGCCUUUGAGCUCUUAGGGUGGUAUUCCAGAGGCAUGCUCAAUUCAUGGUCAUCACAUGUUUUGUGUUGGACUUAAGUUGAUCCUUUCCACCAUAAUAUUAGUAUGUAUGUUCUCCAUACAUUUCUUAAGGUACAAAAAUAAUUUUUUCAACAAUUAAGAGUUUUGUUAGUUUUUACUCUUUUCUUCAUUCUUGUAACCAUAAUGUAUGAUCUAGGGAUGAUAUUGUGAGGAAAAAUUAGAUGCUAGUCACUCUUACGGGUCAAUGGGUCAAUAGAUAGUUCAUUCAUGCCUAGUCAAGUUUGUUUGUUUUGUUAUCUUGAGAAAGUUGACUUUGAUUUCAUAGUUCACUGAGGAAUUAUGAAAAAGUGCCAGUUAUAAAUCAUUGCUGACAAAAUUGAAGUCAAUAUGCUUGCACUCAAUCCACUGAAUACACUAAAAUUGCUUGAGUGUAAUUGAAAAGGAAAAGGAAAAACAGUUUUGGUUUUGAUGCACAAGUGUAGCUCUGUUUCAAGGGCAUGAUCAUGUUUUAUCUUGGUCAAUUUGGUAUGAAAGUUGUGUAAUUUUGAUUAGUGUCCUACAAUAAUUAUAAGUCUGAAUGUGGCAAAUACAUAUAUAACUUGUUUUUAAAUCAUUUUGAGAUAUGUAAUGUUUUCUCAAACAACUUAUUGUUGUUGUAGAUCAAGACCUCUGUUGCUGAUACUGCCACAGAGUACUUUGACAAAGUACAGAAAAGCUGCAUGGUAAAGAUGUUGGUGACUAAGACUGAGCAAGCCUUGGAGUUUGGUGAAUUGUUUACUGAACUAGCAUUGCCAACAGAUGGUAACUGUGGAGAAGACAUGAAUGAUUUGGAGACCGAAUUUGAAGAUGCUUCUAAAGGAGUUAUGACGAGAGCCUGCAAACUGAAGGAGAGGUUGACACGCAGAGGAAAAAGAAAACUGCUGUCCUACAGACCUGUAAAAAUGAGUGUUGAUGCGGUAUGUGAUAGGUUAUGGAUCUGAUUAUUUUCAUUUUAGGGUGCUUAAAUUUUGCUUAAAUGAUAUUUUUUAAAAACUAUAAAAAAAAGAAAAAAUUCUGAAAUCUUACUAAUUAGUUUUCAGUAAAUUUUUGAAAUGGCUGCUACAUUUCAACCAAACCUUUUUAAAUUCAGAAAUUUGCACUGAUUGUUUUGUUCAUUGUCGGAAAUUACUGAUAGUCUAUGGCAAUUGGUGGUCAUUAAGUGUUGGUUUUUUUAACCAGAUAGUUAAUCUCAUUAAAUGCACAACUUUUUGGUCACAAAACAAUAGGACAAUAAUUAUAGUCUGUAGUUGUAUAAAUAGCUAAUAUUACUUUAACUAAAUAAUCCUUGGGCUAGUUUCUUACAGAGUGAACCUAUCAUUUUCUCUUAAACAGUGUGCGGGUGUGCAAGAGUGCACAAGUGAGUUGCUUGAAAAAUCAACUGAUGCUGGCAAGAAGGUUUUCAAGGCAACCAUGUACAUCCCAAACAUGGCUCUUGGUCUGACUGGUGAAGUGAUUGUCUCGGCAAAGGAAUUGGUUUUUUCUCUCACGCAGGUAAACUUGUGAGCUCAAGCUUUGUUGUACUGUGUUUAGGCUAAAAAAAAAGUCCUCAUUUUGUGUUAUUUAGAACUUUUUAGUCAGUCUAAUUUUUUAAAAAAUUUUGUUUAUUGAAAACAGACAACUUUUGCCAUCAAACUACUUGUUCAAGUAAAUAAUAAAUUGAUGGUAAUUGCUGGUUGUACUUCCUUGUGUAGCCCAAGUUAAACAACUAUGUAUUUCCACUUUUAGGCCCAUCCUGUGAACGAAAUGCCUGCUACUGUGACAGGUUUAAUGACAAAGGUGGUUCAACCUAUCUGUGAUGCAAAAGAUAAACUUUCUGGCUACGUUUUUGUUCCUCCACAUGUGAUGACUGGUUACCUCCUCACUUCUCGCCCUGUCCAGUGGAUCAUACCCCAUAUCGUUGCGGUGGAAGACCUACAGAAAAUGCAAAUCUUGGUUGGUGAAAAUGAGGACUCAGCAGAAUCAGAGGAAAAUGAGAAAGAUUCCUCUUGAAUUUAUUUAGACUCAAUCUAUAAAAAAAUAUGUUUAGUUAUUAAGCACACAGUAUCUAUUUGAAAAGUAGUAUUCAUCCAGAAAUAUUGUAUUCAUUUAUUUGCAAUGUAGUAUUCAUCUUUUUGGAAUGAAGUCUUCAAAAGCUGAAAUAAUGUAAGCCAAUUAUUAGUGACUAUAUUUUAUUUUUUCAUUUCAAAGGCCCGUUUCUUUGGUUACCAACUAUUUUUUAUAACUCAUUUUUAAUUCCGCUGAAUUGUUGAAUUUCACAUUUGGUAGUUUCCUAUCAGCCUGCAAAUGAAAAUGAGCAAAUGAUUGAAAUUUUCCUUCUUUCCAGACUAAAGUACUUACAGCCAUUAAGUGUUUUAAUCAGUUUUACUAAAAUAGCAUUAAGUUGAAAAAAUUGUUUCAGAAAAUUUUUUAGUUUUCACAUCUUGAUUAAGUUGGUGAUGGUAAUGAUAAUAUGAAGACAUUGUUUUACAAGAAAACAAAUAUUUACAAUCUUAACAGUAAGAGUCAAUGAGUGUAGUGAAAGAGCAUAAAUAAAUUUUGUAUUGUAACCAUUUGCUUUGUUAGACGUUUUUAUCUAGCUGGAGAAUGUUUGACGUCUUUCUGUAAAGGGUUGUUGUGUUUUGCUUGUCUGAGAUAUAUACCUAUCCUCUGUGGUUGGAUUUCAUUUUCCAAGUUUCAGCACCACGAUUUUUCGAAUUACCAAUUGUGAAGUAUCCUUCAGAAAAUACCAAAAAACGCUCCUUUCUCUUUCUCACCCCCUUCAACUUAUACUUGCUUCAGUUUGCCUGGGAAUAAUGAGAAAAACGAUACCUGCAGUCUAGCUGUUGGGGGAAAUGUACACAAAUGAAAAAAAUUGCGGCAACUUGCAAAAGGGGAUCUUCCCAUCUGACAACCUCAAAGCUGUGGUUAUACUUACCUCGUGCAUAGUAGUUAUCUUGCAUUAGGUGGACUGUUAAGUGCCAUUCAUGAUGGCCCUCGCAAAACUUUGUUUCCUUCUCUACGAAAUUGUGACAGUUAACAUUUCUUGUUAUUCUGCCAACAACUCGAUUAUCUACAGAGGUGGAAGUGAAGAGUAGUUAAAAGUACCCGAGAAAUAAUUCCUGUCUAGCCACUCCCAUGACAGAAUUAGGCACGUGUCCAAUGAAGACUCGAACCGUGAUACACCACUCCAGGGAACACGUUCCCUCACCGAAAAACCCAACCACCACCGCUUAACGACAAAUUUUUAAGACUUAACUGAAAUGUCUGUACGACGUGUUUUUAUUAAAUUUGUCAACGAAAGGUUUGCAGCGUAGUUCAAGAUGUUAUUGGAAAGCGCUGGGCACUUCUCAGAAUCAUUCCAGAUUUUGCUGAAGCUGGGCUCUCCCCAGUCCUCUUACCGCUCUUGAAGGAGUGGUCACUUAGUCAGAUCUAAAAACAGUCUUAUAUCGUUGUAUCGGUGUGAGCACAUCAUUUACAAUCAAUUGUGUUUUAAUCUCGAGUUUGUGUCUUUACUGGUGUGACAUCGGCCAUUUAUCGAGAAAAAUGUGUACUGAAGUAGAGAACAAGUCUUUCACGACUCGUCUGUGUGAACUUCCUGUGGCACUGGCGGCAGUUGAUCAACUAUCACAAAUUUACAAUGCUGUGAAGGAGCGAAAUUGUGUCACAAGGAUGGCUUGUAAUGCCGGUGAAAAAACGAUCGAUAUGGCGAAUUCUGCUACUAAACCUAUAAUUCAGGCGGCCAGCACUUGCUCGCUGUCGAAACCCAUCGUUGGAACAGUUGAAUGUGCUGGUAAGUUUAAAAUUUUUCCCAUUCGAUGACGUGUUUACGGAAGUACGACGCUUACGAAAUGUUUAUUUGACAUGUAUUCCAGUUUGUAAUAGCUUUCUCGUUUACUGUUUAUUGUACCUUAAUGUACUUGCUUCUUUGUCAACCAUGAUUGUGCUAGACUUCUGCCUUAAUAGUAAUUCGUCCUCGCUUUAUUUUGUAAUGUAAUCGUAUUUCCCUCGAAGGAAACUGUUCGUGAGUGGACUUUGGCCAGGGUACUUUGACCUUUUUCUGUUCCGAGUAACGAUUUCUGUUUAUCGCUUCAUUUAUUUACUUCAGUGAUUUUGAACUUUAAUUGUGGUUCAACUAAUUAUUUUUGUCGAGUGUUGUAAUAACGAUGAAGUAGGUUCAGAACAAAAGAAUUGUUAUUGUACAAUGGAAAGUCAAUUACCGAGGUUAAGCGAAGAAAGGGUGGUUGUUUAACGAACGUUCCGCUAGAAAGCUUGUGUAGUGUUCAAUUCUAAAUUAUGAAUCCGUUUUAACUAUCCAUGCUUUAACUAUCCAUGGAUCCUCUCUAUAUCCUAUAGAUCCUCUAUCUAUAUCGAGCACAAUCUCCUUUUUGGCUUCUUUCUGCGCAUAAUUUUUUUUCUUUUGGAGGGAGGGAUUUUUCCGUGAAUGAUUUGUUUUAUUCUCCAUGAAACCUCUCAACUUCAACCCUGACCUUCCCUCCCUGCAGAGAGCUUUUCGUGAUCAAUCACCAGUGAACUAUUUUUCUUUUUGAAUUUUUUUUUUUUUUUUAAUCAUAGCUGCAACCAUUGACCGUGUGGCAUCAGGAACAUUAGCCAUAGUCGAAGAGAAGUGUCCCAUCAUGACCAAAACACCCACGGAGGUAUAACUCCUUGACUCUCCGCCUUCAUUACUUGAGGGUUACUUCAAAUAUUUAUAAGCUCGAUUUCUUGGACAUAGUUCUAGGGGAUCCUAGUGCAGUGAGAUCUUAAAGCAUGCAGUAGGCUGACAAGAAUGAAUUAUAAUUUUUCUCUCUCAAGUUUUGAGAUGCAUCAGUUAUGUUGAAUGAAUAUUGAGCAAAAUUGUCUUUUAGAAUGUACCCACUCAGUGGGUGAAUUGUUGAUUUUGCUGGGGCCAAUUUGUCUUUAAAAAAAAUAUGUGACUCUCGAGAGGCAUCAGAUCAUCAGAUAUAUUGGUUUAAUGCAAUCAUAGACAGGUUAUUCAUGUGUUGACAUUUUUUUUUUGUUGUGUUUUGAUCUCAACAAAGGAACUUUGAUUUGAUAUGUUGCACUGAGGAAAACAAUUUUUGUGACUUGGAGAUUAACUAUUAAUGGUUGUUGAAGGUUCUAUUAUAACGAAGUGGGAUAUCAGCACUUUAAAGUUGUUUGGUAUUGUGAUUUUGAAUUGAAAGAGACAAAAUGGUGUCAUUAUGCAUGAAGGAAAUUUUGGAAAUGUUUAUGAGUAAACCCUAUUUGCUUGAAAUCUAUAACAUACUAAAAACCGCUAUGUAGAAAUCUUCUUCAUGUUAUUGUUGUGAUUGUUUAAAUGAUAAUUUUCCUAGAUCAAGAUUACUGUGGCUGAUACUGCCACAGAGUACUACAACAAAGUACAAAACAGCUUUUUUGUGCAGAUGUUGGCUGCCAAGACAGAGGAAGUCUUGGACUAUAGUGAGUUGAUUGCUGAAAUGGCAUUGCCAACUGACAGCAACAACGAAGAGGACAAGAAAGAACUAGAGAGAGCUGAUGACGUUGCCAGCAAAGGAGCUUUAUUGAGGGCUGUAACCCUUAAGAACAUGGUGACACGUAGAGGAAAGAAGAAACUGAUGACUUUCAGGCCUGUGAAGAUCAGUGUUGAUGUGGUAUGUAACAGGUUUUAGAUAUGAUCACUUAGGGCUCAGUAGAAACCUGUUUGCUAGUUACUAAUGAAGUGAGUUUGUUUAUUACACUUUAACAGGUGACAUGUUUACAGGGACACGUGAAUGACUUACUAGGUAAAUCAUCUGAUUGCAGCAAGAAAGUCUAUAAGGCAUCCAUGUACAUCCCAAACUUGGCUCUUGGUCUUUCUGGUGAAGUGAUUGUCUGUACAAAGGACCUAGUUUUUGCUCUUAAUCAGGUAAAUGUGUGGGCUACUCUGAUAUGUUUGGACUUAAAUAUUCUUGGCAGUGCUGUAUUUUCCAUCAGAAAACAAAAUAAACUGUUUUAAUUUUGACAAAUGCAUCACACUAUUGAACACUGGAUUCAACCCUAUGAAGUGCAGGCUAUUGAGUGGGGUACAAAGAAGAAUUAUUGUGAAAAACAAACUACUUUAAAGUCUUCAAUUUCUGCCUCUAGUAAGUCCCAUUAGCUCAACUAAAAUUUAUGUUUGGAAGAAAAGAAAAACCAAUCAGGAAAAGUCCAACCAUUUAGGAAACCUUUGUUUGCUUUGCUGGUAUAUUUUAUGCAGAAACUUUAAGAAUACAUCUUGAUGUGAUGAACUUUGGCCAGUUUUUUGUGUGGCUUGCAUCCAAACAAAAGGAACACAGCCAUUUGUACACAAAUAUUGUUUGUGUUGUAACAUUCUGAAAUAUAGUACCAGACAAACAUUUAUUGCUUCUUUCAGGCUCACUCAAUAAAGGAUAUGCCCUCUUGUGUGGCUAAUGUGGUGGUCAAGGCCAUUCAGCCACUCUCCGAUGUUACAGACAAGCUGGCUGGCUAUGUAUUUGUCCCUCCACAAGUUAUGACUGAGUACCUUCUGACAUCUCGCCCAGUUCAGUGGAUUCUCCCUGAAAUUGUCCCAGUUCAAGACUUGAUCACCAAAAUGGAUAUCACCAUGGAAGAGAUUGAAGACACAACUGAGUCAGAGGAAUUCGAAAAUUUGGAAGACUCUUCAUAA